Messenger RNA from Homarus americanus (American lobster), 3898 nucleotides. RefSeq lists its product as uncharacterized. Bases 105 to 2945 code for a protein of 946 amino acids. Gene Ontology annotation, molecular function: zinc ion binding. The transcript is spliced from 9 exons. The record is from RefSeq and is a predicted model, not a curated record. NCBI's taxonomy places the organism in Eukaryota, Metazoa, Arthropoda, Malacostraca, Decapoda, Nephropidae.
CACAGCUGUUGUUUGUUUACACCACAGUUACUGGCUGUUGUUGAUGUGUUGCAGUGUAUUAGUGUUAGCAAGUUACACUCGUGGUCGAUGUAAGUUGUGAAGUCAUGGCUUCUAGGGAAACAAGGACAUCAAUCAGAUCCAAGAAAGAUAUUUGUGAUUAUCCAAACUUGAAGGCUGUUCUUCCCCCGAGCUACGACUACUAUGUUGAAAGUUACGAAGAGUGUGCGGACCAUGAGAGCGAGAAACGUUUUAAUGCUAGAUUUCGCAUUGCACAAUCUGAGGCCACGAGAGACACCAUGAGGCAAUGGCUGGAGGAGUUUUGCAGCCACUCACUAACAACUUACAGGAUCGAGAGAACUUACCCGAGUGAAACUAAAUGGUUUAUAUAUCGGGUUGACCUAAGAUGUCACCAUAACACCAAGCCCUCGAGCCACAAGCGUGUCCGUACACCACACAAGAAGCACACGGCUUGCCCUGCCAAGAUGACCAUCAAGAUACGCCAGAAAAGACUGAGCAAGAGGAAGAGUCAUGAAGUUCACCUGAAGACCCAUCCUGUAGAAGUAGCUCUUCACCACCUUCACAACCAUCUCAUACAAAAGAAAGAUGCUCUCAGGUUCCGGGAUCCUGACUCGGCACUUGUAGAAAAAUUUCGGAAAAUGUAUCGAGCCGGGUACAAACCUGCCGCUGCUUUGGAAAUCCACAAACGUGAUUUACGCAUGGAAUAUGAGGAUGAUUAUCACAUGGCAUUAGAAGACAGAGGUUUAUGUCCAGACAUGAACUGGUGUUAUAGACAGUACUAUUUGAUGGAUAAGAAGCCUCUGACAGAUGAUGCUGCCAACAAGAUUUUGUCACUAGAAGAGUUUUUGGCUGAGUAUAAUAAGAAAUGCAAAGAGAAGUGUGCAGCCAUGAAGCUUGUCAGUGAUGACAGUAAUAACCUGGUGGUCGCUCUGGUCACCCCACUCAUGAAGCGUUGCCACACAGAAUUAACACAGAGUGGAAAACUUGUAUUUGUUGACACUGUUAAGGUAGAUUACCUGAGAUGUAAGGUGUACUUGUUGUUAACACACAGUGUUGCUGGUGGGUUACCUCUGGGGGUACUUGUGACAUCAACAGAUUGUUCAAGCAUAGUACUUCAGGGUCUUCACCUCUUUAUGAACCUGCUGUCAGAUGAGGGCUUUGGUGGACGUGGAGUGGCAGGACCGGCAGUCAUCAUGAUGCAGGAUGAUGAUGUGCAGUUUGAUGCCAUGGCAUUAGCAUUUCCUGGAGCUAGAUUAUUACUGUGCCCAUACCAUGUUGUCCAGACGGCCUGGGAAUGUUUAUGUAGUGGCCAGGAUGGUGUGGACUGUGGCAGUAGGCAGGAGUUGUUUGAAAUGGUCAAGCAAAUGGUAUUUGCUAAGAGUUUGAGUGAUUUAGAGGAAAAGUAUAGAAACCUUAUGACUUCACCUCCAGCACAAUACUCACUUAAGUUUUUCAAUCACAUGGAAGAGUUGUACUCGAGAAGAUAUGAAUGGGCUGUAUGUCUAAGAGAAGAUUUACCAAAUAAAACAGGAACUAUUGACAUUGUUAACGUCACAAUGGAAUCUCUAAAAGACAAGGUUCUUUGUCAAACAAAAGCUUGUACCAUGGUCCAACUUCUGGAAUUUUUGACUGAAGAUAUGGAAGAAUAUUAUGAGAAGAAGAUUACAUAUACUGCACAUGAUAAGUGUGAAGCAGCAUUCAUACAGCAACACCUGCAGGAUAAAAAGAUGACGGAUACCUUAGAAAUUGUCCCUUUCUUUCGUGUCAAAAAUAGUACAACUGGCGAGUGUUAUGAUGUUGACAUGAGUCUAGGUUUAUGUUCAUGUCCUGUAGGGGUGAUAGGGGAGCUUUGUAGACAUCAAUAUGCCUUAACCCAAAAACUUAACAUCAACUCACUCAUUAGGAAGCCUUUGUCAGACACAGCAAGUAAAAUAGAAUUAAAUAAAAUAUUUAGUGGUUUACAGUGCCCUAAUUUUAGCAGUAAAUAUGAAGAGAAACUGGAAGUGUGUAAUAAACCAAGUAGUGUUGGUGAUGCAGAGAUGGAGAUGAAAGAUGAGAGUCUCAGUGAGAGGAAGCAGGAGGCUGAAGAUGACCAACCAUGUGAAGUAAACAAUGAAGUUACAGAAGAACACAUAACUCUUGAAACAUUUUUGUGUCUUAUCUGCAGUAAAGUUUUCAGCUCACAAGCUCGUCUGGCCAGACACAGAUUAACACAUAACCACAAUAAACCCGUUGUGUGUGAUCUGUGUGGUUUAGGUUUCAACACAAAACUAGCCCACCAACACCACCUACAACACAAACACAAGAAGGAAAAACCGUACGAGUGUGAAGUUUGUGGGAAAAGUUUUGUUGGGAGCCAGACAUUACUUGACCAUGCCUUAAUACAUGAACAGACUCGAUCUUUUGCUUGUGAUAUUUGCGGUAAGUUAUUUAGAAGCCCAAAAUGUGUUGCCAGGCAUAAAAAAUGUCACAAGAUGGCCAAGAACCUAACCUGUUCUCAAUGCAACGAAUCAUUCCUAGUCAAAUCAGAUUUUGAGGCUCACAGUCAUAAAGUUGAAGAUAACAUAAAGAAAACAACCAUCGUAGAAGUCAGGGAUCCUCUCCAUUAUCCACAUCACCAACAAGAACAAGAAGUUAUCAUAAUAAAUGCUGAAGGUCCCCUGGUGGCCACAACUCUCCCAUCCAUCAGUGCAUCAACAGACAACAGUAGUAACUACCCAUAUCAGAUAACACUGGCCACCCCUGCUGCAGGAGAAGAUCCACUAGUACCUGUAGUGAACUCGGUGUUUGUGCCACAACCUUCACAAGAACAACAGAUGGAGACAGUGCAAUUGUACUCACAGGAAGAGACCGGGGUGACGGCAGCAGAUCAACAAGCAGUCUCGACCCAACAACACUUCCAAACGAGUUGGCACGCCUGGACCUGACCCUAGAGUUAGGAAAGGAAUGGCAGGUGCUGUAGCCAGAGCUUGGACAGGUUUAUGGUUGCUGGAGAACCUUGUGGCUUAUGGAAGAAUGGAUGGACAAAUGGCUACUACAGUAAAACGAUCUCAUAGGAACACUUGUACUACAUGAAAAUGAACUAGUGGCGAUACACACAAGGAGUCAAAUGAUAUGGAAUGACAACACUACAGAGAGGUGUUGGGUGAGGUGAAGACUAUUUUUGGUGCAGUUUAGGUUAUAUGACAAGUUUAAACAUGAUAAGUCGUUGAUAUUACAAUUUUAAUUUUAAUUACAAAUGAUUUUUCUAUAAGUUACUAUGGUCAAAUGAGAAAAAUAACCCAAAGGAAAAAUUAAAAAAUCAUAAUAAAUAAAUUAGAGCUGCAGUCUUUAUAUUUUGUUCUCAGUCAAUCAACAAGCAAGUUUACCAACUUGGGUCAUGUUUGGUGGUGCAUUUGAUGGUGGGUGAUCCCUCAUAGGUGGUGUAUACACAGUGAUAUUCAAUUACUGUACAGGAAAUGAAAAUGAAAACUGACAUAAUUAAGGCAUGCACCGUACUGCAUUACCAGAUCCAUUUUUUAAAUAACAAUGAUUCUCUGUACAGUGGUCCCUCGGUUAACGAAUUACCUUCCAUAAGAAUAUUCAAUUCGGUUAACGAAAAAAAAUUUGAUUAACGAAAUCCUUACGAACAUCACGUUUUGUUGUGAGCAUCAGCUAAUGGGCUAGUCGGCCAAUUCAGUUAUUUGUUCAAUGUUUACAUUCAUUUCCAAUGGGGUAAAUAUCAAUAUAGUUGUGCUGUUUAAUAUUUUAGCAUGUUUUAUAUGAAAAUUAUUAGUCAUUUUAACAUUUAUUUAACAUAUUGACAAUAUAUGCAGUACAAGGAACUAGUUUUUUGUGCGCCCAUCAGAUGCUCAAGUCAGCCACAAGGCGUCAGUUGGGG